Molecule: messenger RNA, 2193 nt
Organism: Talaromyces amestolkiae
Lineage: Eukaryota; Fungi; Ascomycota; Eurotiomycetes; Eurotiales; Trichocomaceae
Exons: 8
Coding region: 1-2193 (730 amino acids)
Cellular component (GO): endoplasmic reticulum membrane
Molecular function (GO): protein binding
Source: RefSeq, a predicted model, not a curated record
AUGUCGGAGUAUAUAAGCCAGGUUUGCGUGGAAUGCGCACAGAUUCUGAGCACUGUUCCACCGUCUGUAUUUCUUAUUUCACUGGCCGCUGGUGUCAUUGGACUCGUUGCGCUUGUAUACGUUUUUCUCUUUGCAGUUGCGUUUCGACCCCGAGCACCGUUCCCCGAAGAAAAGACCUAUCGUACAUUAUCCAAAGAUGGCACACCGACCCGGCCCCAGGAACUACCAUGCUGGCAGGAUAGCUGGGAGCGCGAGCGCCAGAAUACAAACAAGCGUGCAGUAUUGGAUAUUGAGAAGCCGGAACUGUUCAUGUCGGUUGUUGUUCCCGCGUAUAACGAAGAGGAGCGGUUGAUUGGCAUGUUGGAGGAGACGGUGGACUACUUGGAACAUGCAUAUGGCACUCUAGCCGACCAAGCCACCAACGAACAAGUAAAAAACAAAAGCAAGAAUGAUAGCGUCCGACAACGCAAGACAGGCAAUGGACAUGUCGCAGAUAACGACUCCUCCAAAGGAUGGGAGAUUCUGCUUGUUUCGGACGGCUCUACAGAUAGAACUGAAGAGGUUGCAUUCGAAUUCGCCCGGGAUCAUCAACUAUCUUUACAUCCUCGGGCUCAUACGGGACCUUGGACAUCGGAUAAACUCGAAGGGGUACAUAUACCUCCUGGAAGCAUUCGUAUUGUCACUUUGACUCAAAACCGAGGGAAAGGCGGUGCAGUCACACACGGGAUGCGACACGUCAGAGGAAAAUACGUUGUUUUUGCAGAUGCCGAUGGCGCAAGCAAGUUCUCCGAUCUCGGGAAGUUGGUGACUGCUGCUCAGAAAGUUGAAGACUCUGAAGGGCGAGCGGUAGCUGUUGGUUCGCGAGCGCACAUGGUGGGCAGCGAGGCUGUCGUAAAGCGCUCCAAACUCCGCAACUUCUUGAUGCACUCCUUCCACCUCAUCCUCUGGCUGCUGACUCCCCCGGCCACCGCCAAAGUAAAAGAUACCCAAUGCGGCUUCAAGCUGUUCUCGCGCGCCUCACUCCCCUACAUCAUUCCUUAUAUGCACUCCGAAGGCUGGAUCUUCGACGUUGAGAUGCUGAUGUUGGCCGAGUUUGCGAACAUACCUGUUGCUGAAGUGGCUGUAGGCUGGCGCGAAGUCAAGGGUAGCAAGUUGAAUGUUGUCUGGGAUAAUGUGCCCAAAGUCGUCCCCCUGACUUGUCACGGGCAUUCUCGCCCUGUUCCACAUAUCAGUUUCUCAUCGAUAGUGGAAGAGGAGCAGUACUAUUUGAUCUCGGCAUGCAAAGAUAACAACCCGAUGCUUCGCGAUGGUGUUACUGGUGAUUGGAUUGGGACGUUUCUCGGCCAUAAAGGUGCCGUCUGGCAGGCGAGAUUGUCUGCAGAUGCAAACAUAGCCGCUACCGCAGCGGCAGAUUUUUCCGCAAAGGUCUGGGACACACACACCGGCGAAUGCCUGCACACAUUACAGCACAACCACAUCGUGCGCGCAGUCGCAUUCCCAAUCCAGACAAACCCACAAGUCCUCGCGACGGGUGGCAUGGAGAAGAAACUACGCAUAUUCGAUCUUACGCGUAGUAGUGAUACUUCCAACGACGGCUCAUCGCCUCCCAUAAGUAAUAACGACAACACAAAUUCAAAUGGAUCAGUAACGAGUUACGAAAUCGGGCCUGGGGUGCACGGUGGAACCAUCAAAUCCAUCAUCUGGAACACAGAUUACAACAUCCUCACUACAGCCGCCGAGGACAGGAAGAUUCGCUGGUGGGACCUGCGAUCUCGCCACCCUGUUGUCGAGUAUUCCGUCGAAGGGACGAUUGGUAGUUGCGAACUGAACGUGCUCGCCACGAGGCCCAAUGAGGCCGGUAUCUUGAGCGUUGCGGCGGGAAAGAGKGUUUACUUAUUUGAUGGUGCGAUGCCGGGCAGAUUAUUGAAGAAAGUCGAUUUUAGGUAUGAGGUUGCCAGUGUGGCCGUCAAUAAUGAGACGGGUAGGUUCGUGACUGGUGGUGCGGGUGAGGAUACUUGGGCGAGAGUGUAUGAUUUGCAUACUGAUGAGGAACUUGAAGUGCAAAAAGGUCACCACGGCCCCAUCUGGUCGGUUAGUUACUCGCCAGAUGGGAAAUUGUACGGUACAGGCAGUGAGGAUGGAACUAUUAAGUUAUGGAAAGCGUGUCGCGAGCCAUAUGGACUAUGGCGGUAG